GGGCGGGCACUGCGGUGACUCAUGGCGGGGCUCGCCUGCGGCCCCGGGCUCUUUAUAACGGCUCGGCUCGGAGGAUGCUCCCGGGAGCCGCCCAGGCAGCGGGGAUCUCAUCUCCGCCUCUCGCCUUCUCCGCCGGCGCUCCUAGUUGCCUCGUCUCCCAGCCCCUCCUUCCCCGGGCCCCUCGGCUCUCUCGCGCUCCGGAUUCGCCCCAACGGUCCCGAGUGUGCUGGGGCUCCCGUCGGCGCGCCCCUUUCCGGCCCGUCUGGGUGCCCGUCCCGCCCGCUUGCCGCAGCUCCAGGCGGCCCCUGCCACCUCGUGCACCCGACGUUCCCCUGCGUGGCCCCGGCCAGCGCCCCGUGCCAGCCUGCCCGCCGGCCCGCACGCCCUCCGCUGUCUCCGUCCGCUCCACCUCUGCUCGGGUCGGCUCGGCUCUCUGCCCGUUCCCCAGAGGGCGCCAUGAGGACCGCGCCCCGCGCCCCGUCCCCUCCGCUGCUGCUGCUCCUGCUGCUCGGGCUCCUGCUGCUCCUGCCGCCCUCGGGCGACACCGCCGUCAUCACCGGGGCUUGUGACAAGGACCCCCAAUGUGGGGGUGGUAUGUGCUGUGCGGUCAGUAUUUGGAUCAGAAGCCUCCGAAUGUGUACACCGAUGGGCAACUUGGGAGACAGCUGUCAUCCAUUGACUCGGAAAGUUCCAUUUUUUGGGAAGAGACUGCAUCACACCUGUCCUUGCCUACCUGGAUUGGCCUGUGUACGGACUACAUUUAACCGAUUUCGAUGUUUACCCAGGAAAUGAUGGUCACUUUUGAAAUGGAAUCAGUUAAAUGUGAAUAGCAACUUAAUGUAUUAAAUUUUUUUUCUUGUGAUUAUAAUGAACAAGUUAUAUGCCAGAAAAAAAUCCUAUUUCUUUUCCUCUUUACAAGCAUCAAAAAAUAAAUAUAUGUAGGCCUAAGUUAUAUUUAA
Sarcophilus harrisii (Tasmanian devil) is the source of this 959-nucleotide messenger RNA. It is a transcript of the gene PROK2, whose product is annotated as prokineticin 2. The record is from RefSeq and is a predicted model, not a curated record. The coding region runs from base 22 to 792 and encodes 256 amino acids. NCBI's taxonomy places the organism in Eukaryota, Metazoa, Chordata, Mammalia, Dasyuromorphia, Dasyuridae. The transcript is spliced from 3 exons.